UUUUGGAACUAAAUGGUCCAAAAUAAUGGAUCAAGUAGGUCCUUACAAGUCGGUGAUAAAAUCCAAGUCUUCCAAUACUGCUAUGGCCACUAACGGUUCCAGAAAUACGACAAGUAAUACCCCACGGCGCUUGGUUAACCCCAACAAGCACAAGACUUGGAGCAGUGCAGAGUUCCAAAAUGUAGGCCUAAAAAAGCGCGGUGUCUAUGUCGAGAAACGGUCAACUAAGAUUAGUUUGGGGGCUGGCGGAAAUCCGGAGAAAGAAGAAAAAAUGACACGUGAACGCCAUACGACUGAAGCUGGAUCACGAAUAGGAACUUUACUGACCCAGUUUUCACAGGAAUACACAACGACAGCGUCUCCAGAGCGAACCAAUAUUACAACACGUCGACGAAAAAAUUGUAAAAAACAGAAAGUAGUACCAGCCGCACCCACACAUUUAUCUACUCAUCGUUUCGAACCUAUUAACAAUAGCGGUGUUAACGAAAAGCAAAAACUUAAAUUCAAAAGCAAAGUCUUAAACGAUCAAGUCAAUAAACAAUACCAACCACUAAUCGUUAUACAGGCACAAAAGGAUAUGCCCAAAACACCUUCUAAUUGCUCGGAUGCAAAAGAAUUAUUUGAAAAUUUAAAGACAUUGCCAUUUCCAAAAAUAGAUUUUAAACUUGAAGAUAUAGUACAUACAAAGGCAAACGAUAUUAUUAAAACCGCCCAAUUUAAUCGGUCGAUUUUACAAACACUUGACGAACCUAACACACUAGUCGGUGACAAUAAUAAAGAUAUAUUAUAUGACUUGUUUGUGAAACUUUUAGAAAUUUCUUUCAAAAUGUAUAAUGUAGAAACCGAUUUUAAAAACGAACAUGCUCGUUCAAACAAUGUAAUGGAAAUCGACGAACAAGUAGCUACAAAGCUUAAUGUAAAGAAAAAUCUGGAGAAAGCAGAUGCUUUCAGUGAUCUUAAAACUCCUGAGCAAUAUUUCAAUAUCAUCGAUGAAGGAAUAUAUACAUGGAAUGAUCACCGAGUCCAAGUAAUGGAAAAACAACCGCUACACAAAAAUUUGGAGCCUCCACUUGUUAACAUUCCAAAACGCAAAAAAAUGUUUUUAAGAUCUUUCUCACACGCACCCCGAAAUGAUAUCUUAGGACAUGAACGUUCGCACGUAAGCUCAAAAUAUGAACGUACGGUUACCGAACAAAAACCACAAAAGAGAAGGUUUAAAAAUUUUAGAAAUGUAUUGCUCGAUACGUUGAAAGAGGAUCUCAAAAUGGACAAAGAUGAUUUUGAAGAGCCACAAAACAUGCACGAGGCUUUGAAAAUAAUUGCAAAGAAUAAACGCAAGUGCCGCACGCAGGUACGGUUAGACAAAGGAGUUAAAUUCAAGAAAAUCGGCGAGGAUACAAAUACUGACUGUCAGUUUAAAAGAAAACGAGUUAUAUCUACUGUGACGGAAGCCAGAAAGCACAAAAAACUUACGAAAAAUUUCGUUAAAAUAAAGACUGCGAUUGAGCCUACAAAUUUUAUAUGUCAAAAGAAAUGCAGAGCCGCUCCUCAUCUUAUAAAUACUGAAUUAGAUGAAUACAAACCAAGCGAGAUAUCAGACAGACCAUCAAUUCAAUCGAUUGAAGUUAAGGGCUUUGAUUUCGAGUCCAAUACGAUCAGACAGCUGCGGGAUUUGAGAAGUAAAGAUAGCCUAUGUUCGGAUGCUACCUUCCACUGUUUGAGACAGGAAGAUAGUUCACGUUAUUUCUUGGAAACGGCGCCUACUGAUGCAACCUGUGUGGAGACUAAUAGAGCCAAUGAUAAUACACAUUCGACGGGUAAUGAGGUAAAGACGGAAGUUAAGCUCUCAACGGAAGUAAUAACUGACUGUCUUCAAUUUGAUACCGACUCAGAUGGUGAUGAUGUAUCAUUAGGUAUGGAAACUGGCAGCAAUUGCAGUUCAUCAUUUAGUGUGCGCAAUGAUUCUUUAAGCAACCUAUUGACAAAGGACAAAGUUAAAUUUUGGAAAAAGUUCAACAAAAAGAAAAUGAAAGUAGAAAAUUUAAAAUUAAAAAAAAAAGUUUGAUUUCAUUUUUGUUUUUUUAUUUAUUUGCCUUUUAUAGC
Hyposmocoma kahamanoa is the source of this 2103-nucleotide messenger RNA. RefSeq lists its product as uncharacterized. The transcript is spliced from 3 exons. The record is from RefSeq and is a predicted model, not a curated record. Bases 26 to 2065 code for a protein of 679 amino acids. NCBI's taxonomy places the organism in Eukaryota, Metazoa, Arthropoda, Insecta, Lepidoptera, Cosmopterigidae.